CUGAUAGACGGCACUGACUGGCAGCACUGCUGGGCACUGACUGGCGGCACUGACUGGCACAACCCCUGGGCACUGACUGGUGGCACUGACUGGCAGCACUGCUGGGCUGCACUGGUGGGUGGCACUGGUGGGUGGGCACAGGUGGGUGGCACUGGUGGGUGGCACUGGUGGGCACAGGUAGGUGACACUUCUGGGCACAGGUGGGUGGCACUGCAGAGUGGCACAGGUGGGUGCACUGCUGGGCACAGGUGGGGGCACUGCUGGGCGGAACUUGCAGGUGUCACUGCUGGGCACCGAUCAUCAGGGCACUGAUCAUCAGUGCCCUGAUGAUCGCGUGUCAUUGGACACCGCUGAUCACGUGGUA
Staurois parvus is the source of this 364-nucleotide messenger RNA. NCBI's taxonomy places the organism in Eukaryota, Metazoa, Chordata, Amphibia, Anura, Ranidae. The record is from the annotation of a GenBank genome assembly.